AUGGAUAUAGGCAGAGAAGCGGAAUAUAUGAAUAGAAAUGUCACUGGGCACGCUACCUUAGUACAGAGUAAUAGCGAAUACAGUAAGAAAUUACUUGACUUCUGUUGUAAUAAAGAUUUCAAAAUUGAAAACACUUUUUUUAGUCAUGAUAGGAAUACGUAUACCUUUGUAAGAGCUCAGCAGCAAUCACAAAUUGACUUCUUCAUCUCGAAUAUUCAUCGUUGGUUCGUGGAUGUUAAAGCCCUAACUAAUAUGAACUUGUCACAUCAUAGACUGCUCAGAGCAAUUAUUAUAGUUAAAAAUUUAUGGGGUAUCAUAACGGAAAUAGACAAUCUUCUACUAGAUCUAGCGCUACUCCCUUGUGUAAUUUUUCAGAGGGUACCCUCAAUAGUAUUAAAUGAUGGUAAAAUAAUAAUUGAUCAAGAUGAACAGAUGGCGCUGUGGCUCGAUUACUAUAUUACGGUUUUCGAUGGACGUAAAGUAACUAGAGCAACAAGUGUAAAUAUAAAUAUGGCUUCACCCCAGUCUGGGUUCACUGUAAUGGAAAUUAUGAAUGUAAUAAAGAAAUUACGAAAUAAUAAAGCUCCGGGGCUUGACAACAUUACGGCGGAACAUCUGAAGAUUGCACCUAGAACGACAUCUUCUUUCCUACUAGCCCUAUUCAAUAAAAUAUGGGAAAACGGAAGUACCCCGACUGAAUGGAACAAGUCCCUUAUAUGCAAUUUUCCCAAAACUGCUAACCCUCUGAAAUUCACUUAUUAUCGGGCGUGUGCUUUAACAUCUUGUGUGUCAAAGAUAUUUAUGGUACUUUUAAAGAAUAAGAUUGUUCAUUCGACGCCUAAUCUUUUUUCUAAAUAUAUUUGUGCUUACAGGCCAAAUAAAAAUAUACUAGAACCCAUAUUAUCUCUGAAGAUAAUAAUGCAAAAGUGUUAUAAAUAUAAGAUUCCGUCAUUUUACACAUUUAUUGAUUUCAGUAGAGCAUUCGAUAAUGUUAAUCAUGAAGCGUUGUGGGAAACGCUUGUAGAAUAUGGCUGUACCCUCUCACCUCUCCUGUUUAACAUAAUCAUCAAUAAAAUAAUAAAAGAAGUAUUGGGAGCUGCAGAUCUAGUAGACAUAGGAUCUGUUGAGAAAAUUUUUUUUGUUAAUAGGAUAAUAUCCUAUGCAGAUGAUAUUGUAGUGAUUUCGAAAAGCAUUGAAGAGACCAAAAAUCUACUUUAUCUAAUUGAGACAGUAAGCUAUAGAGUUGGACUUAGGAUCAACUUUAACAAAACGGUUAUUCUUCCCUCCCCAAAUGCGCCUUCAAUUCAAGAUUUUACAGUUGGAGGGAAUACAGUGAAAAUAGUAGAGAAUAUAAAAUACUUAGGGGUAAUCUUGGAUAACAAAGGAAGUUGUAAAGAUGAGAUGGAGAUGAGAAUACUGAAAGCUAGAGGUGCUUUCUACAGAUAUAUGAAAAUAUGGAAAGCUAGCGAAAUUUCAGUGUUUACUAGAUUGAGAAUAUUCAACUCGUUGAUUGUUCCAAUUACAUUAUAUGGUGGAGAUAUCUGGGAGGCAAACAAAACAGAGAUUAGACGGCUUCAAUUUUUUAUAAAUAAUUGUCUUCGUACGAUACACGGGAUUUUCUAUCCAAGAGUAAUCUCUAACUUGAAUCUUUGGAGGAAGUCUACUCACACACCAGUGAAUAUUACUCUUAAGAAAAGACGGAUUCAGUUAUUAGGCCAUGUAAUAAGAAACUCUGAUAAUAAUUUAGUCCAUGAUGCCAUAACAUGGCUGUACUCAUAUAAAGGUAAACAGUACACAAAAUACAAAACAUUAUGGUACUAUAAAACUAUAAAAGAUAUAAUGGAUCUAAACGUUAACAUGAAACAAUUCAUUAAACUGAACAACAAUAAAAGAUCCAUUAAAAAACUGUUUCGCAUCAAGAAAAGUUACCUUCAAUAA
Molecule: messenger RNA, 1938 nt
Organism: Gordionus sp. m RMFG-2023
Lineage: Eukaryota; Metazoa; Nematomorpha; Gordioida; Chordodea; Parachordodidae
Exons: 3
Coding region: 1-1938 (645 amino acids)
Source: RefSeq, a predicted model, not a curated record